Panicum hallii is the source of this 2274-nucleotide messenger RNA. Its product is annotated as vacuolar protein-sorting-associated protein 33 homolog. The record is from RefSeq and is a predicted model, not a curated record. Lineage: Eukaryota; Viridiplantae; Streptophyta; Magnoliopsida; Poales; Poaceae. Gene Ontology annotation, biological process: vesicle-mediated transport; intracellular protein transport. Gene Ontology annotation, cellular component: CORVET complex; vacuole. The coding region runs from base 253 to 2058 and encodes 601 amino acids. The transcript is spliced from 22 exons.
CCUCGUGCGCGUCCACAUACUCCCUCCGACCCCUGGCCUGUGCCGCCGCCCUCCCUCCCUCCUUCCGCUCUUGGCCGCGCCGGCCUCGCUCCCUCCCUCUGCCGUUGGCCCGUUCCUGCGCCGGCACCCCCCGUCCUCCCUCCCUAAGAUCUUGAGCCGCCGCCCUCCCUCCGUUCCCCCUGCGCCGCGGCCCUCCCUCCCUCUCAUUCUGCGCCUACACCCUAUCUCCUUCGCUCUUCCUGUUCUUGACAGAUGGCGCAGAUCCCUAACCUGGACAAUGCGCCGCUCAAUCUUGCGGCCCUCAGGGAGCAGUCGCAGAAGGACCUAAUCGGCAUCCUAAAAACCAUAAGGGGGAAGAAGUGUCUGGUCAUUGACCCGAAGCUUGCUGGGACCCUGUCGCUGAUCGUGCAGACAUCCCUGCUAAAGGAGUAUGGUGCGGAGUUGCGAAUUCUCUCUUCCGAUCCCUUGCAGACGGAAUGCCCAAAAAUCGUAUAUCUUGUGCGCUCUCAGCUGAGCUUCAUGAAAUUCAUCGCAAGUCAGAUCAGGAAUGAUGAAUCUAAAGGGCUCCAAAGGGAAUACUUCCUUUACUUUGUACCACGUCGCACCGUUGCUUGUGAGAAGAUCCUGGGGGAAGAGAAAGUUCAUCAGAGACUGACGCUCGGAGAAUACCCCCUGUAUCUUGUUCCAUUGGAUGAUGAUGUCCUUUCUUUUGAACUUGACCAUGCUUUGCAGGAAUGUCUUAUUGAGGGAGAUACAAGUUCUAUCUGGCAUGUUGCAAAAGCAAUUCAUAAACUAGAGUUUGCCUUUGGAGUUAUCCCAAAUGUUAGGGCUAAGGGUGUGGCGUCUACCAAAGCUGCAGAGUUGUUGAAUAAUAUGCAACUAGAGGAUCCAGUCAACAUGGAUGAUAUGGGGAUUCCGGAGAUAAACACCGUUAUCCUGUUAGACAGAGAGGUGGACAUGGUGACACCAAUGUGCUCUCAGUUGACAUAUGAAGGCUUGCUGGAUGAGAUGCUACAAAUUAAUAAUGGUUCAGUGGAAGUUGAUGCGAGCAUAAUGGGAACUCAACAAGAUGGGAAAAAGGUUAAGGUUCCACUGAAUUCGAGUGAUAAGUUGUACAAGGAGAUUCGAGACCUGAAUUUUGAAGUUGUAGUUCAGGUUUUACGUCAAAGAGCAACAUCUAUUCAGCAAGAUUAUGCGGAAGUGAAAUCGACCAAUACCCAGUCUGUUUCUGAGCUCAAGGAUUUUGUGAGGAGGUUGCACUCGCUACCGGAGAUAGCUAGGCAUGUUCAUUUGGCGCAACACUUGCAAUCCUUCACAGGAAAACCCUCAUUCCAUGCCCGACUAGACAUCGAACAAACAAUAUUGGAGGUUCAGAACUUUGAAAUAUGCUUUGAGUACAUCGAGGACAUGAUACAUAAGCAGGAACCUAUUGAAAAUGUGCUUCGCCUUCUAGUGUUACUCUCUCUUGCAAAUACUGGGUUGCCAAAGAAGAAUUUUGAUUACUUGAGGCGAGAGAUACUGCAUAGUUAUGGCUUUGAGCACAUGCACUUAUUGUACAAUCUGGAGAAGGCUGGCCUUUUUAAGAGACAGGAAUCAAGAAGCAAUUGGGUUGGUAUUACAAGAGCUCUGCAGCUUAUAGUUGAUGUACAUGAUACAGCAAACCCUAGUGAUAUAUCGUACAUUUUUUCUGGAUAUGCGCCUCUUAGUAUUCGCCUUGUUCAGCAUGCAGUGAGAUCUGGAUGGCGUUCUAUUGAAGAAUUGUUGAAACUAUUGCCAGGUCCACAUUUGGAUUUGAAAAGGGGUGGUUUAACGUUUGAUUCGUCACUGGAAGUACAGCCUGUUUCAGGGGCUAAACAGAGUAUUGACAGGGUUGGUCAUCGCUCUCUGGUUUUGGUUGUAUUUAUUGGUGGAGUCACAUUUGCUGAGAUUGCUGCCCUCCGAUUCCUUAGUGCACAGGAAGGAAUGGGCUACGACUUCCUUGUUGCAACAACAAAGGUCGUCAAUGGCAACACGUUACUCAGACCAAUAAUAGCCAAUAGCAAAGAGGGGAUGAUGUAACAUUUUUCUUUUCUGGGCAUGUGUUUGUAAUUGCAAUCGCAGACCAACCCAAACUUGUGAGGGGUUUUCUUGUUUGGCUAUGGGUUCCUAAUUUUUCGGCAACUGGACGCUAGGCUCGUACGCCUGUAUUUAUGAUAUGGGCCUUUCUUUGCGGUGUACGUAUUUGUACUAUCAUCUCUGGUGCAAAUAAAAAUAGAUUAAUACUGCUAGAUGGAA